Messenger RNA from Ceratina calcarata, 2446 nucleotides. Its product is annotated as tRNA (adenine(37)-N6)-methyltransferase. The transcript has 3 exons. The record is from RefSeq and is a predicted model, not a curated record. Bases 272 to 2146 code for a protein of 624 amino acids. Lineage: Eukaryota; Metazoa; Arthropoda; Insecta; Hymenoptera; Apidae.
GCAAACAAUACACGAAGCAUGAACCAUGUAUACAUGAAGCAUGAGACAUGCUCAGUAUAUUCUCGUCUCGGUGAUGAAAACAGGAUAGAUUCCUACUAAAUAUAGGUUUUUGUAUAUGCUACGGAGGAAUCCUUUCGAGAGUUGGCCUUUUGGUGCAGCACUUGUACGGGAAUCACGAAAUCCCGGCAGAAGAACUCUCAUAUCUCAUAUCCUCAUGCAUCAUUCACUCGCUUCCACUUGACGGACUUGACCGGUGAUAACGCUCGAAGUAAUGGACCCUGCAUGUCAAAAUUUCGACUUAAACACAAAAUACUUAGUCAGUCAGUUGAACAUCGCCAGGAGGGAGAUAAACAAUUUGAGGCAGCAGAUAAUAAGACUUAGACACAUCUAUAAGAAGGAUGUGGAUGCUAUAAAGCAACUUCUAGAAUCAUAUAAAAAUGGAUCAUCUGUAGCAAAAGUUAAAGGUCCAGAUGAUGUGAAACCUAGCACAAGUACAGAUGACGAUACUAUAAAAUUAAAAUCUAUUGGUGUGAUAUCUACUUGGUUUUCAAGUAAGCGAGGCACACCUAGGCAGACAGGAGUAUGUGGCGAGAUGCCAGGAAAGUUACUGCUAUAUAAUUCUGUACUUACUAAUCCUGAUCAUGCACUUGAAGGAUUACAAGAUUUUUCACAUAUGUGGGUCCUGUUCUAUUUUCAUAGAAACGAUUCUACACACGUCCGCGCGAAAGUUGCACCACCCAGAUUAAACGGUACGAAGACCGGGGUAUUUUCCACCCGUUCCCCACAUCGUCCGUGUCCAAUCGGUUUGAGUUUAGUCAAGAUCACGAGCAUAGAGAAUCACACGAUUUACUUCGAAGGCGUGGACAUGGUCGAUCAGACACCUGUGCUAGAUAUAAAACCAUAUAUACCGAAGUACGACAGCCCAUUGUUUUUCGAGAAACUGCGAGACAGAUCGCAAGAGUCGAAUUUAGACGUCGCGUUCGAGUGUAUCGAAGAAACUGGCAGGAAUCAAACAUUUAGUGGGAACGUCAGCGGAGAUGAGUCGAGGAGUCUGCUUACAGAAUCUUAUUACAAGAAAACAAGCAGCAAGACGAGUCAAGAGACGGACGUCUCUAGAGACGAAGAAAUCGCUCUCAGGCUUCAAGCCGAAGAGUUCCAAAGGAAUUCCAACUUUGACAGCUUCGCCGGUAUCAGACAUUUCCCUGAACUGAACGAUGUUAACUCGCACAAUAACGCGUCACAGCACAACGUAGAUGUAUCGAAUGUGCACAGAGCGCCUCAUAUAUUUUCCGAUACUUCGGUUGAGACGAGAUCGAAUCUCACGGUAACUACGACAGGGCACAACGUACUGCCGGCGUCUCAUUUAGAACGGCAACCCGAAAGUUUAUCAGAUAUUAACCAUAGAUUACAAAACAUUAGCGUAACUCGCAGCAACGUUGAAGCGACGUAUGGAUCAAGAAACGUGAGUUCCAAUUACACGGAAACCCAUGCUUCUCGCUCCAGAUUGCUCGACGGAGCCGAUGGACCAAAUACCGUAUGCGGUACCGAUAUAGAUUUAAUUCAUAGAAGAUCGUUGAGCUCGAGGGUAGACAAUUCUCCAAUUAGAAUGGGCGUGCGAGAAGCUCCCGAUGGGGAGGAGGGAUUGGAACCGCAGAUACUUACUCCCUCACAGGCUUUACCGAAUCAAGUGAUAAGAACUACGUCGAACAACAGCUUCCCUGAUAGCACGGGGGAUACUGGUCCCGUGUUUACUCCCGAGCCGAGGAACGUGGAGAACAGAGAGACGGAAGUAAACGCUUCCACAGAAGUGAGGAUCCCGGACUGGAUAUCAAGACCUCGAACGCCUCUCUGUGUGGAAUUCAAUGAACGCGCUCGGAUUCAGUUAAACGAAAUUCUAGAGACUAAGAUAAACGACCAGAAGGUAGCAAUUGAGCAUGUGCUUCGCGAAGAUCCUAGAUCGGUGUAUCUGCGGCAACGUUGGGGUAGUCAAUUUUAUACUUUCUUAAUACACGAUCUACAUAUCACCUGUAGAUUUGAUGAUAACAAUGGCAUGGUCACAGUGUUUCAAGUCAGACACGCCGGCCGCAUUUGCGAAUGUGGUGAACCGGAGUGGCAGUGUCUAGGUCACUCACCACCUCCACCUUAAACAUUCUAUUGUGUGUACACGUGUAUGUUGCAUUAUAUUUUUCAAUUGACAUUACUGAUAAACUUAAUUUAUACGUUCAUAGAAAUCUUCCAUUGUCAUGAAAUUUUGGAAAAUACUAUUUGAAAUUUUAUCUACAGAUUAUGGGAUAUUUACUGUUCAUUUAAUAUCGAUGAUAUAGAAUAUACAAUAUCUCGUAACUUGUAAGUAUUAAAUUCCUUUGCAAUUUACAAUUUACAAUUGAAUCUGCUACCCUAUCAAGUGCAAUAUAGUCUCAACUAAUAUAUGGUCAAGAAAAAUUUA